AUGGUUCCUAGUCAGCAACCUGUUCCUCCUAAAGAUGAGGCGCCCGUAACAACUGCUGUAAAUGUGCAUGAUGAGAUUGAUGAUAGCGAAAUUGACACCGACUGUGGUUAUGAAGGAGAUGACGAAAGGGGUGACGACGAAGAAGAUGAAUGGGAAGAAGAUGAGGAUGAAGAAGAGGGUGAAUUGGGCGGGGAUGAAGGUUUGGGAGAGUCCGUAGAAUCUGAAAGCUACGAUGACUUUGACGACCUAGACGAUGAAACGGAAUGGGACGAAUCUGGAACUGAUGAUGAGGGAAUUGUUUUGACCGAGUAUGAGGAUGACGACGACGAGGGCGAAUGGAAUGACUUCCAGUGA
Gongylonema pulchrum is the source of this 354-nucleotide messenger RNA. Lineage: Eukaryota; Metazoa; Nematoda; Chromadorea; Rhabditida; Gongylonematidae. The record is from the annotation of a GenBank genome assembly.